This is a messenger RNA of Panicum virgatum (switchgrass), 1455 nucleotides long. RefSeq lists its product as uncharacterized. NCBI's taxonomy places the organism in Eukaryota, Viridiplantae, Streptophyta, Magnoliopsida, Poales, Poaceae. The transcript has 8 exons. The record is from RefSeq and is a predicted model, not a curated record. Bases 447 to 1370 code for a protein of 307 amino acids.
GGGGGGGGGGGGAGGUGGAUGCUCUUGUUAUGAGGCAAUAUGGUAGUAAUGAGUUGCCUGCUACCCCUGAAGUAAGUGUGUUCAAUGAUCAUGACAUCCCAGGCUUGUUCCCGGAUGGAUCUUUGAAUAAUGCCAAUGGUGAUGACGAAGCCAUGGUAGAGGAUACUGGUGUACCGUGUUCAGAAUCCAUUGACCCAAAGCAGCGACGAAGGGAGAGGGAUAGAGCACGGAGAGUGUUGAUGUCCGCCCAAGAGAAGGCGCUAAUUAACCAGCGUCGCUGGGAAGAAGGGGAAACGUGAAAAGUUGAAGAACAGUUGAGGACAAAAGCAACAGUUUAUCGUGAAAAGUUGAAGAACAGACUGCCAGUGCGGAAGGAGGGGAAACGUGAAUAUAAACGGAGACUUAAAAAAACCUUAGCCAACAACUUACACCCUGAUUCCAUCGCUAUGGCAAACCCGCAAUGGGUGCCCAAAUUUAUAUCUCCUACCCCCAUUGAACCUAUUAAAAGUACCAGUGAGUUGGAGAUUCCGGAUUUCAGCAGAGCACCUAUUUACAUCCCGCUGUUAGUUGAACAAACCUCAAAUGUUCAUCAGAUAGAGUCCGGAGUUGGACGGAGUGUACCUAGGCGCCGUGUGUUUGCGGUUGAAAGGAAUGCACUUCGAAAUCAAAGAAAUACGGAGUUCCAUGCAACCAUCGGACAAAAUCGCAUGUCCAUGGAUAAUGAAGACAUGUGUGAUGGUCAACUACCAACAGUACCCCAUGAUGAAUGGGCUCAAGAGAAUAAUUGUACGGAGCCGCUGAAGACUAUACAACAGGAAGAAAUUGAAAUAGAAUGGGCUCAAGAGAAUAAUUGUACGGAGCCGCUGAAGACUAUACAACAGGAAGAAAUUGAAAUAGGUGGAUCUGCUCCUAAGGCCAGUAGCUGGAUGGCAUCACAGUCUGAGCCUGGCGCACGAAUGCAAAUUGGCCCAGAGUUGCAGGCACAGUCUGAUAUGGUUGAGGAUGAUGGUGAUGAGGAUGUUAUUUUUGAGGAGGAUGAAGAAGAAGACGAGGGUUACCUUUUCUCCGGACAAGCUGGUGAAUUCGACGACGACGAUGUUGAUGUUUCUUUGUGUGAAGACGAUGGAGUCGGGCCAGAUCUAAUUGAUCCCUUCGGCAAAGUGUAUGACAACGUACCAUCUGAGACACAUAUGCUUGACCCGGUUGAUAACUGUGAGCACUGCAACGCAAAGAAAAUUCAAUUCGAGCCACCUGGAUUUUGCUACCGUAGUGGGAAGAUAGAUUUAUCAACUGCAGACACACCACCUGAACUCAUGAGGCUUUGGACCUGCUCUGAUGCGGAUGCUAGACACUUUCGUUCAAACAUCUAAUUCUUUAAUGGGCAUUUCUCAUUCACAUCUUUGUACUGCCAACUAGAUCGUAUGACAACCAACAUGCGAAAUGGCGGUGUUUAUA